GCGAGGCAAGCGUGGUUGGCUGGCAAAAGUAGGCCGCGCUGAAACAAUCGACCAUCGCGUAACAUUGAGCGAUCGAAGCUCGAGUAGCGCGUACCGACCAGUCGAUUUUCGCGUUGGAUCAAUUGAUUUUUCAUCAUUUCCAUUGAGUUUUUCGCCGAUUUCAAUAUCGAUCGAGGCGUGGAAUGCCUUUGUAGAGUGUUUGCAUCGGUUGGAUACAUCCAUUCGGGUCAGCGUCGUGUGGUAUAUUAUGGUUUUGGCAGAUAAAAGCAUUACCAUGGACUCGAUGCCGCAGACAGUGCCUUCGGCGGGUUUUACACCACCUUGCGACUACAGUAACUUCGCAGAAAACUUCGACUUAUCUCUUUUACCUGGAGGAGAUCAACCUAUCCCAACCACACUCGGAUUUUACCAUACAGGUUCCGAAAAACAGACACAACCAAAAAUAUUCACAACAUUUUAUCCCAGCUCCCCAGAAAGCCAGUCCUUGACCUCCGACAAUGAAUUCUCCCCCGACUUUCAACCGGACUUUCAAAAGCUCUUAGGCGAUAACAAGAAAUAUUUAUCGGCACAAUCGCCAAUUCAUUUGGAAGUGCCCCAGCCUAACUCGCUAGGACACCACUCCACUCCAGGAUCUCUGUCUCCUUACUCCCCAAGUUCGCAAGGACUUUUAUCCCCUAACGAUCAGUAUUCGACGUACAGAGAUCAAACGUUUUAUCCUAGUUCCCCUGAAUAUUCCUUGUAUACCUCCAGUCCCUCUUCGAUUUAUUCCAAAUCGCCUUGUGAAGAAUAUCUUCAUAGCGGAUACAUAAAGAAAGAAGAUACCUAUUCGAAUUCUACGUCUCCUUUGCCAAACUUUUCUCCGUUUUCUAUCAAAGAAGAGAAUUUCUUACCCAAUCUCAGUCUAUCAUCGCCAGUUUCCCCUGCGGCAUCCAAUUAUUCUUGCGGCUCCUCCCCAGAACAAAUAUCGCAGCAAAGCGGAAUUUUCGAUCCCCAAAAACAAAUCAAGCAAGAGAGCACGGUGGAUUUCAGCGAGAUAUUGGGCGAGUUUCCAAGCACGGAUACUCUUCGUAGUCUGCUCCAACAGAAACCUCAAGAUACCCUGUUGCAAACGGUUCCAGAUACUCCAAAAGACCAUCAGUUAUUGCGUCAAGUGUUGAGAGACACAAGCUUCCAAAAGAAGUUUAACAUUCGACCAAUCGAUUUUUCUUUUGUGAAUGGCGACAUCAAAAUGGAGGACGGUUGUGAUGGUGAUCAGGCUGACCUGAUGAUGGGCUGUGAGGAGCAGAUCUCCAGAGAGAGUAUUGAACCUGUUCUCACCAUGGCUAUCGAACAGAUGAGAAAAGAUGUUGGAGAGACCUGUUCAGCUUUAGGAAUUUCACCAGAUCCUGCAGUUUGGAGUCCGUCAGAUGUCUUAUCUUGGAUUCGGUGGACUUCAAGGCAGUUCAAUUGUCCAGAACCCACAGCAGAAAAUUGGGAGAUUUCUGGUUCAAACUUGUUGCUGUUAUCUGAAAAAGACUUUACAAACAGAGCUCCACAAGGAGGCAUGAUCUUGCAUGCACAGUUGGAGAUCUGGAAAGCAGCAUAUUCAGAAGAAAGCGUUAAAAACUGGAUACCCGAAACUACUUCUGGAAACGCAUCUGGUGGUGACAUUUCGGAAGAUGAGGAUGAAGAAGUUCAACCUCCAUCCGACCAAAAUAAACCCACCACUUCCAGAACAGGAACCCACAUCCACCUCUGGCAGUUCCUCAAGGAACUCCUCUCCACUCCCCAAACUCACGGCUCCUGCAUACGAUGGCUGGACCGCACCAAGGGCAUUUUCAAGAUCGAGGAUUCGGUCAAAGUGGCCAGACUGUGGGGCAAGCGAAAGAACAGACCCGCCAUGAACUACGACAAACUGAGCAGGUCGAUCAGACAGUACUACAAGAAAGGCAUCAUGAAGAAGACUGAGCGAUCGCAGAGGCUGGUUUACCAGUUCUGCCAUCCUUACAACCUGUAAGGAUUGAAGCAGCGUCUGUGACCUCAGCGUAUGUCGUCAUAGACAAGUUUGACUAUCUGUCGUUCAAAACUUGUAGGUCAUUUGAUCUCACUUUGUUCUGACAGUGCAUUUUGGACGAUCCGAUCGUCGGACUAUAUGUAUACUUACAGUACUGUAUAAAAACUAUCAUUAUGGGGUUAUAUUUGUAGCGGUUUAGGGUAUUAAGGUGUAGGUUUAUCGGUAAAUUAGUCACUUUGAAGUUAUCGAAGUGUUUAAGUAAUUUAAAACAACGCGGGGUAUUACCGCUUGUUGUGGUACACGUUUUCUAAGCGUCGUACUAUUUUUCGGAAGGUAAUUUCCAAAUAUUUCAAAUAAAAUAUUUACCAGUGAGUAAAACUCCGUUUAAAGAACAUUUCGUUUAUCUCAGACUUUGUAUUUUUCCUAGCUCAUUGGUGCUCGAGCAAAAAAAAAUGCUUUAGAGCUCAUUAGUUAGGAGAAAAAAAGUUUAUUUGGACGAUGUGCUACGCUUUUUAUGGUGUGUGAAAACUGGUGAUCUUGGUCCUAUAUAUCUAUGAUAUAUUAAAAUAAUGUAAGUUCUGUGAACGAGUUUUCUUAGUAUAAGAAAAGUAUAAUUGAAACAAAGAUAUUUUGUAAGUUAAGUCAAGUAGUUAUUUAAUUAUAACAGAAUAUAGAUUAUUCUUCUGAGGCAAUAUGUUUUAUUUUUAAGAUUUUAUGUUCUUUAUAUCUAGUAAUUAAUCAUAUAAUUUAUAGCGUACAAUAUUAUUUAUUUUGGUAUAAAACCUAUAUGUGUAGGAGUAUAUACCUGAUUAUACAAUUAUUUACACUUAAUAUUUAUGUACUUAUUUAUUAAUUUAUGAAUUCGAAGUAGCAUGAUAUAUUAUUAAUUAUAUUAGUAGUUUUUACAAUUUUUGUAUAUCAACUUGUAUAGAAUAACAACAUAGAUGCUGUUUAUAAUGCAAUAAAGAGACAGAUUUAGAACACUA
Sitophilus oryzae (rice weevil) is the source of this 2979-nucleotide messenger RNA. It is a transcript of the gene Ets98B, whose product is annotated as DNA-binding protein D-ETS-4. Gene Ontology annotation, molecular function: sequence-specific DNA binding; DNA-binding transcription factor activity, RNA polymerase II-specific. The transcript has 5 exons. The record is from RefSeq and is a predicted model, not a curated record. Gene Ontology annotation, biological process: regulation of transcription by RNA polymerase II; cell differentiation. Bases 248 to 1996 code for a protein of 582 amino acids. Lineage: Eukaryota; Metazoa; Arthropoda; Insecta; Coleoptera; Curculionidae. Gene Ontology annotation, cellular component: nucleus.